Messenger RNA from Cavenderia fasciculata, 2319 nucleotides. RefSeq names its product non-hemolytic phospholipase C precursor. The transcript has 3 exons. Bases 1 to 2319 code for a protein of 772 amino acids. Lineage: Eukaryota; Evosea; Eumycetozoa; Acytosteliales; Cavenderiaceae. The record is from RefSeq and is a predicted model, not a curated record. Gene Ontology annotation, molecular function: hydrolase activity, acting on ester bonds.
AUGAAAUAUUUGAUAUUAUUAUCAAUUAUUGUAGUAUUACUACUUUCUGUCACUGAUGCAAGAGACAGCAGUCAUAGUAGUAGUAGCGGUAGCAAAUCAAAAACUAAAGUAAAAGUACAUGAAGUAGAGAAAUUGGUAGAGAAUCAACUGAGAGUAGCUACCACUUGUAAUUGUACAGAUAAUGGUUUGUACUGUGGGUCGGCAGUACCAAGCUCUGUCGGUGGUAUGUGUGGAGGUUUAUUGGCAAACGGUCUCUACAGUUGUGUUACAAGAGGACAAGCACCGCUUCUCAAAGAGACGUGUACCAAUGGAUGUCAGAUCAAUCCCGAUGGUAUCCUAGACACUUGUGUGGCACAAGAUAAAUCGUGCGUCUGUCCCGACAAUGCUGAUCACUGUGGUUCAACACUCAAGGCCAGCAAUAACGAUUGCUUUUACCUGGCAGACGACGCUCUGUACCAAUGUCAGGCUGGAUACUACCCCAUCCACCGUUGGCAAUGUCCCAACGGAUGCAAGAUCAACGGAGCCAAGCUCAACGACACUUGCGACCGUGGAGAAUCAAAUGUUGUCGGUCUCACCAAGGUCAAACACAUUAUCAUCUUUAUGCAAGAGAAUCGUGCCUUUGAUCAUUAUUUUGGUACCAUGAAGGGUGUCUGUGGUUACAAUGAUCCAUCACCUCUAAAGACCAGUGUCGGUAAUUCAAUCUUUUACCAACCUGAUCCAAAUUCACCAGACUCCAAAAAUGGUCAAACCUAUACUCUUCCAUUUGAAAUUACUGGUCCAAAAGCUGGUUGUACUCUUGGAGGAUCAAAUACAUGGGGACCAAAUCAUGAUGGAUGGAAUAAUGGUACAAUGGAUAAUUGGCCACUUGGAAAUACACCAGCAUCGAUGGGUUAUUUAACAAGAAAGCAAUUACCAUUUUAUUUUGAAUUGGCCGACCAAUUUACUAUUUUGGAUCAAUACUUUUCGACUGUUAUGACUUCGACCAAUCCAAAUCGAUUGGUUUUGUGGACAGGAUCAAUUGAUGCCCGUCAUGAGACCUCACCAGGUCCAGUUAUUGAUAACACUGAAACUGUUCCAUUCACAUGGUUGACCUAUCCAGAGGUACUUGAAAAGGCUGGUAUCACAUGGCGUGUCUACCAAGGUGUUGACAAUUUCGAUGACAAUGCUUUGGAAUGGUUUAAACAAUUCCAAAACCUCUCCAAGGAUGACCCAAUGUACAUCAAUGGUGUAUCAAAUUGGGGUAUUGAAGCUUUCCUUAAAGAUGCUCUUGAUGGAAACUUACCACAAGUCACUUGGGUUGUUGGUCCACAAGAAUUAUCUGAACAUCCAGAUAACGGACCAAUGGCAGGACAAUGGUUAUCACAACAAAUCAUUCAAGCAGUAGUUAAUUCAAGUCAUUGGGAAGAGACGGUAUUGAUUAUGGAUUAUGAUGAACCAGGAGGUUUCUUUGAUCAUUUUGCUCCACCAGUUGCUCCAUUUGGCACGUUGGAUGAAUGGGUCAACCUCAAUGGUACUGUAGCACCUGUAGGAUCAGGUCUUCGUGUGCCAUCGUUUAUGAUCUCGCCAUGGUCGACUGGUGGCCACGUCUACUCGGAGCCAACCGAUCACACCUCUGUCAUUAUGUUUGUCGAGCAAUGGGCUAUUGCCAAUGGUUUCGAGCCAGAGGAUGUCAUGCAUCCACUCAUCUCAACCUACCGUCGUAACUUCUUUUCCGACUAUACCAGAUCACUCGACUUUUCGUGGGCCAACAGCUCCGUCCCCGACCUUCCAGCUAUCCCCGUGCCAUCGCGUAACGUCAAUGGUACAUGGGACCCCACUCAAGAGUGCGAGGGUAUUCCAGGCGCAUUCCCAGUCGUCCCAUACGGCAACCAGACCUAUCCACCCGUCGAGACUGGGUUCAGACCAGUACGUGGAUCUAAUCCAGGUCAAGGCCGUAUCUAUGUCUUUGAGAUGAAGAGUCAGACUGGAUGGGCCAUCGAAGCAUUGUCGAGUCAAAUAUUUAUGUCUCAAAUGCCACCAACCCUCAACCAACAGUCACAAUACUUUUUGCAAGUUCCAUCUACCAGCAAGCAAGGUUACGACAUUAUGACCUAUCCCAAACAACUCAUGUACCAAAUGUGUCUUACCGGCAAGGGUGUAUUGGUUGAUUGCACCCAAGGGUCUCACAACACCUGGUACAUUAUCGAUCAAACCAAUGGCCAAGGUUCCGUCUUGUACAAUAUCCAAAAUCAAAAAUAUCUCACCUAUACUCUUCGUAAUGGAUUCGAUUUGGUUGCUCAACCACAAGUUUCCUUUAACAUUUUCUCUGUUACCGUUUAA